AUGGAGGGCAACGCGCACCUCCUGCAGCUCACCCGCAAGAUGCGCUCCCAAAUCAACAAGCUGGAGAGGGAGAACAGGGCCCUGAAGGGAGAGCUGCGGGGCUGCGGGCACACGGCGCUGCCGGCGCCGGGAGACGCGAGCGGCGGUGCGGGGAGACGGGAGCCCGCUCCUGGUGCGGAGGGACCGGCGGCAUCCCCGGCAUCCCCGACAUCCCCGGCAUCCCCAGCAUCCCUGCAGGGAGGCGCCGCGGCCGCCCCAGCGCCGAGGGAGCAGACAGGUACUGCCAUGACUGUGAGACGCUACCCCACCGCCUCCCCAGCUCCCGCUCCUUCCAGCACAAGGGCCCACUGGGCUGGCAGGAAAAGCACUGGGCUCCCGGAGGUGCCAGGCAGUGCCCAGCCACCAGCCCCUCCUGCUGCAGCACAGCUCAGCAGGGAAGAGGAGGAAGGGCUUGGAAAAUCACCAGCCUGUUGUCCCUCCUCCAGCCACUCCAGCAACAUGAAGCUGUUUCAGGAGCACGUCUAUGAGUGCCAGGGUAAAGUGAAGGCUGUGAGUUUCCUCUUACCAACAGAUAUGUCAUCAUUUGCUGAAAAGCAAAGUUCUCUCAAAAGCCCACAAAAUCAGAGCGCGAAACAUCUGAUGACCCAUCACUGA
This is a messenger RNA of Onychostruthus taczanowskii (white-rumped snowfinch), 654 nucleotides long. RefSeq names its product putative coiled-coil domain-containing protein 195. The record is from RefSeq and is a predicted model, not a curated record. The coding region runs from base 1 to 654 and encodes 217 amino acids. Lineage: Eukaryota; Metazoa; Chordata; Aves; Passeriformes; Passeridae. The transcript has 3 exons.